UCUAACAAACAACAGGAAGUUCAAAGUGAUGCAGUCCACCUCUUACAUUUCCGAGCAAUCUGACUGAAGGCAGCUUUUAGUAUCAGCAUGAAGAUAUUGUGCCUACUUUUGCUUGUACAUACAAGCCUUCAGCUCCAAUGCGAUAAAAGAGAAAUCAGAGCACAUAUUGGAGGAGAAUUCAUAAUUGUCUGCAGAUACGAAAGUAAAUUCCUGUUCAGCAACAAGUACUGGUGCAGAGGACCCUCUAGAUAUAGCUGUGACAUUUUGCAGGAUACCGAUGGUGUUGCAAAACCCAAAAAUAAAAACAGGUUGAGCAUAUUUGAUUUGCCAAGACAUGUGAAGCUCAUGGUGAAGGUAACAAAUCUCCAAAUUGAGGAUUCUGAUGUUUAUUGGAUUGGGAUCGAAAAAAUUAAUGCUGACAUAAUGAUGUCAGUCAAAGUGACUGUUACCCAAGUUCCAGUGUCUAAACCCAGACUUUGGCCCCUGACUCCUCUGGCGGACGGUGCAACAUGCAUGGGGAAGUCACUAACCGUCCGUUGUGGUGGUGCAAUGGGAACCAAUGUUUUUUAUGCCUGGUAUCAGCAUGUUCACCACAAAGGUUUCUUGCUCCUCAGCUCUUCAGAUCUAAGCUUACACUGUGGCAUGUUAACAGAGGACAGCGAGUAUUACUGCUCUGCCAGUAACAGCAUCAGCAAUGCUCAGAGUGAUGCCCUUUCUGUGAAGAUCUUCUUGCCUGACAACAGCAGCUGCAUCUAUGUUGCUAAUAUUCCUGGACAGCCUGUUUAUGACUGCGCAGACAGAAUGAGGACGACUGUGGCUGAAACUUCACCAACAACAAUCUGCUUAGAAACUACAAAAAUAACCACUAAUACAUCAAAGCAAUCUUUACAAGUCAAUCAAACUGCUAUGGAUGUGUUUUUCAGCAGCACAUGGACUGGAGUACCAGUGUGGUAUGAGCUGCUGCGAUGGGGUUCUAUGACAGUCUUAAUCAUAAGUCUGUGUAUAUUCAUCAGCUGUACAAAAACAAGUCACAAGAAACAUGGCAGAAGGAGGAAAAAGUUUAAUAUGGGGUGAAAUCCAUUUUGUUUUUGUUUUUUGUCAAUUUCAUUCAUUUUAACAUUCCUUGUACAGAUGUAAUCUUUAAAGAAACUGUAUUUGCCUCAAUUUGCAUUUCAAGCUUAAAUGUCCUGCUUCGUACUGUAAUAAAGAGAUUUAGUUUAA
This is a messenger RNA of Xiphophorus hellerii (green swordtail), 1221 nucleotides long. RefSeq lists its product as uncharacterized. Bases 88 to 1074 code for a protein of 328 amino acids. NCBI's taxonomy places the organism in Eukaryota, Metazoa, Chordata, Actinopteri, Cyprinodontiformes, Poeciliidae. The transcript has 5 exons. The record is from RefSeq and is a predicted model, not a curated record. Gene Ontology annotation, molecular function: transmembrane signaling receptor activity. Gene Ontology annotation, cellular component: plasma membrane.